This is a messenger RNA of Melospiza georgiana, 2101 nucleotides long. It is a transcript of the gene CCDC127, whose product is annotated as coiled-coil domain containing 127. NCBI's taxonomy places the organism in Eukaryota, Metazoa, Chordata, Aves, Passeriformes, Passerellidae. The coding region runs from base 501 to 1295 and encodes 264 amino acids. The record is from RefSeq and is a predicted model, not a curated record. The transcript is spliced from 3 exons.
AGCGAUCCCACCCCGCCCAAGAGCUGCGUGAUGGAAGGUUAAUAAACAGCUCCUGUUUCGAGCGUAAAGAACGUUUUUUAAAACUCGAAAACUACAAUUGUGUUACUGCCGUUAUUUCUCCCUGGUGAUCGACAAUACUGUAAGAUUCAGCCUCUUUGACUCUCUGACAGCGCCUGAAAGUUUGCGUAAUAAACAGGCCAGAAUCAUGAAGUUGUGGGAAAGACCAUUUCGUUGACACGAGAUUCGGACAGAAGGGUGAAGGAAAGACCGUGCUGUCCCUCUAGGACAGAAAGCCCGCUCGGCAGCUCCAGACGGCGGAAUUCAGAUGCUGCUCACGGCUGCCUCUAGCCCUCGGCGUUAAUGGCAUAAAAAGCGCCCGGCAGGGGCGGGGACGGACGUCCGGCAGCACUCAGGCUCGGGCCAGCCCCGUUGUUGUCCACCCCCUUUUUCUCCCGGCUGAUGGGCCGGGCCGGGAGGGGGCGGGGCCGACAGGUGCCUUCAUGAAUAACUUAAAUGACCCUCCCAACUGGAACAUCCUGCCCAAUCGGCGCGAUCCCGGCGGUGACGGCAGCCGCUGGAACUACGCCCUGCUGGUGCCCAUGCUGGGCCUGGCCGCCUUCCGUUGGAUCUGGACCAGAGAAUGUCAGAAAGAAAUAGAAAAAGAGAAAGAAGAGUACUACAGGAAAGAGUCAGCUUUACAGCAAGACCUGGAAGGCAAAUACCGGGAUAUAAUCACGGAGAACCGCCGCGCUGUGGCUCACCUGGAGGUGGAGCUGGAGAAGGAACGCAACAGGACCCGGAGCUACCGGGAAGCGCUCGUGUCCCAGAGCCGCAAACUGGUGGAAGAGAGGAGGCUCCUAGAGCAGGAGCAGGAGAAGUUGGAGAGAGAGAAACAAGUCUUUUUGCACUCUGGAGCAGAAGGUUCCUUGUACCAGAGUUGCCUGGCAAAGGAAGAAGAGUGGCAGCAGAGAGCCAAUAUUUUACUGAAAGAAUUUGAAGAGGGACUGAAGGAAAGACAGGACAUCUACUGUAGUCUUGUAGUACCCAGAAGUCAGAGACUAGAAAUAGAGAAAAAUCUGCUAGUUAAAGCAGCAACUAAUCCUGUUGCUGUGUCUUUACAUGUGGAGAGUGGCUUACAAGAUAUUUUCAAACAUGAUAACUACUGUGGCAAUGUGCUGAACAGAACCAGAAGUCAAAAUGGAAAGCUUAUGUGGCUGUAUCUGAGAUACUGGGAACUAGCUGUUGAGCUGCAGAAAUACAAGAGGGUGGAAAAAGCCAUGCUAGGAAAACGCUAAGUAGGGGAAGCAGAGGGAUUCCAUGUGAUCCCCAUGCAUGGUAGGGACAAUCACAGUUGUAGUCCGAAGCUGUUAAACUCUUCUGCUGUGUUGCCGUCUCUCCUCCUUGCACUUGUGUUUGCAUGGGAUGUGUGCUGUGCUGGUGCCUUUCCUCUCACUAACAGCAGCUGCUCUGGUGAGCUGUGCAUGCUCCUGAACUCCCUGAGAGUGUGUGUGUUGCAGUACAGAGAUAUGCCAACUCCCCAGGUGUCAGAAGCAGCAAAACAGAACUCAGAUUAGAGGGAUUUGCCUCGUUGAUGGUCACACUCAAGCAACAGAGAAUGGUCAUUUGUCUCCCCCAGGUGUGGUAGCGUGUUGUGCUCCUUAUCUCUGACAUUUUACAUGGUGUCUCAACACUGUCUUUUUUAUUACUAUUAUUUUCUAAAAAUGUGUUUAAGCAAGACUGAUUUUGAGGCAGGUGUUUGGGACAGAUGGUGCUGGAGCCAGCUGCUUGACAUGUAAAUCUUUCAUGUCUGUGGGUUCAAAUAUAUAAAUAUAUAUAUAUAAAUAUAUACAUAUAUAUAUACACAUAUAUGUGUGUGAAUGUAUGUGAGUGUGUAAGUGUAUGUGGAAGUUUUCUGAGGGUGGAAUAGAUUGAUCAUGUUUCAGACUAGUCAGUCUUGCAUUGUCUUCCAGCUUCAUAUACAAAUAGUGCUUUAUGAAUGAAACAUCCAAAAGAUGCUAGUUCAAAUAACACAUAAAGAAACAGAUUGAUGUCUCAUUGGCACUUGGGAUUCAUUAUCAAAUUCUAGGGAAUGUAUAAACUG